Pocillopora meandrina is the source of this 1999-nucleotide messenger RNA. The record is from the annotation of a GenBank genome assembly. NCBI's taxonomy places the organism in Eukaryota, Metazoa, Cnidaria, Anthozoa, Scleractinia, Pocilloporidae.
GAAUGGAAACAAGAAGAAAAGAAAGAAAAGAAGGUCAAGAAAAAGGAAGAACGUUUAAAGAGAAAGGAACAUGAAAGGGAAGAGAAGGAGGUAAAACUAUUUCAAUGAUUAAUGAUGCAUAGCUGAUUACAUCUAGGUACAUGUGCAUCUGUUUUCUCUGCUGUUAACCCUUUAACUCCCAGAUCAAAUUUGUAAUUCUCCUUACUGUCAACCAUACAAUUAUUAUAAUGUUAGUUCAGAGAAUUAAGUAUUGAAUCAACUAAUUAUCUCCUAAUUGAUAUUUUUCGUUAUUCUCAUCACUUAUCUGGUUGAUAUUGUAUUGAUAUUGUAAGGAGAAAUUCUGUCUUGGUCACUCAUUGGAGUUAAGGGGUUAAAACAAGAUGAGAGGAGGAAUUGUAUUUUCUUUUGCCUGCCUUCUCUGAUUUCUCUGGUUUUUGUGCACAUCAGUAUGCAUACUACAGCUUCUACAAAGUUUGAUUUCUCUAGAACAAGUUCUUUUGGCCUUUUGCUGAUGGACAUUUACACACAGUACCCUCGUGUAUUGUUUGUGAUAUGUGUUUUUGACUAAAAUAUGUGGUGUCUAAAAGGUAGGAACAGACACAACAGCCAGCUGUAGCACUAUGUCUUGGUAACUGUAACCUCUCUGUGCAGCUUGGCCAAUUCAGUGAUAAUAACAAAGUCAAGCCUGUUUAAAUUUGUGCAACAUAUCAUAGUUGCUAAGUUGGCGACAAGGACAUGUACAGAUAUUCACAACAAUAAUCCAUGUCUUGAAACCACUGCAGCCUCUAAUCACUUGAUAGACUGUGAACAAACUCUAUUUGACUCAACAUAGCAACAAUUUUGGCAUGGAACUGCAUAGUGUUUCAAAAAAAGCUCAAUUUUUAAAAUCCAAAUAGUUUAAAUUUGGAGUUUUCUGCAAAAUCUGUAGUUGUUUCUUGUCUUUUUUGUUGAAACACCAUUUUUAAAGGGAAUGUUGACCAUGCAAGUGACAACAAGAGAACACAUCAUUUUUUUCCUUUUUCGUUUCUUUUCUUUUUUUUUUAUUUCAUCUGUCAACUCUGAGAGUUUCUUAAAAACAAGUGUUUAGUGCUUCACUUUAUUUACCAGAAAGAAGAACAAAAACUGAAGAUUUAUAAAGAACAGGGACAAAGAGAGAUGAAAGAGAAUCUCAAGCAAGGAGAUAAGGUUAGCAGAAGUUAGUCAAAUUGCUAAUGUUAUGUGGUGUGGAGAUGGUUUUCGAAGAGGCUUAGUGACUUCCAACAUUUCGUCUGGUUUCCCUAACAAUUAGUCGGCACUAAUUGAUGCAAAAAUCAAACCAGAGCCUUGUGCGUGAGUCCAGUGCAGGUGCCAGUAGGUUACUGCGUGUUUGAAAGCAAACAAGCCAACAGCAGGAGAGCUUCCUUGUGCCAUCAUGUUUGAUGGUUUUGUUAGUCAGCCUCUUGUGGAAAAAAAAGUCAACAUGCCCUUACUAAAAUUGGCUGGCCAAGAGAGUUCAUUCCUUAGUAUGUCAGAGUUGUCUUGUAGUUUGCUUGCAUCAUGUGAUCAAGUGUUAAAGCGGGAAAACGUGCUAACGACGAAUCUUUUGAUUGGUUGAGCGGAAUGUGUUUCCUAACGUACGUAAAUUCUGAUUGGGUGAUGAUACACUACACUACACAGAAGGGCUGUUUUUGCUUAUAUCUUGAAUUUAUCUUCUCCUCCUACACAGAACACGCAUCCACCUCUCCAAAGAGUAGAUUCUGGAAAGACGAGAAUUAGCAUUGUAAAGCCUGUAAGGAAGCUUGAAUCCUCAACUAUUCCUAAAUCACCUCCGAAAGUACCUGCUUCCCCAGUAUUGGCUACACAUGCGCAGUUCCUCUCAAGAAAGCGUUCGCAAUCCGAAGGAAGUGAAGGCGAACCUUCUACUCCACCCCCGUCAGUAUGGAAAGUACCGGAAUACGUCGAGCCCAAGUGGAACCCUGGGAAACCUGAAUCAAAAACGGACGUUAUGAACGGCCUUUAA